CCCAGUCAGCUGCCGACUGAAUCGUUCAACGGCAUGCCACUCUGUCUUUGUAUUUCCCAAACUAUGCAUCUCUAUUGAGGACAGCACAUCUUUAUGGCAGCCACAUACUUGCAAAAGAAUUGCAUUCAGAAUAUUCACUUGGCCUCUUACUAUUUCCAUAAUACCAUUUGAAAAGAGAAAGAAAGAAACUUCCCAUCCCUUGUUCUUCCACGCUGUUCUCAUCGUGAGAUGCUCCGUGGAAGGGAGCCGAGCGGUGGGCAGCGACUGAGUCCCGAUAACGAGCGCCUCACAUUUCCGUGGCAUUCCCAUUUGCUAGUGCGCUGCCGCGGCCGCACGCCUGAUUGAUAUAUGACUGCAAUGGCACUUUUCCAUUUGACAUUCUCUCUCUCUCUCCCUCUCUCUCUCUCUCUCUCUCUUUCUCCCUCUCUCUCUCCCUGUGUCGCUUAAACAACAGUCCUAACUUUUGUGUGUUGCAAAUAUAAAAGGCAAGCCAUGUGACAGAGGGACAGAAGAACAAAAGCAUUUGGAAGUAACAGGACCUCUUUCUAGCUCUCAGAAAAGUCUGAGAAGAAAGGAGCCCUGCGUUUCCCCCAAGUUGUGCAGCAGAUACUGUGAUGAUGGAUUGUAGGUGCAAAGAGUAAGACAAAACUCCGGCAUACAAAGGACAAUGACUACCAGAAAACUUCAGCCAGAUCCCGCCCUUUCCCUGAAAGGAACUGGAUCCUAGGAGGUGAAGGCAUUUCCAAUUUUUUGUCCUCUGCCUCCCUCUGCUGUUCCUCUGGAGAAGUUUUUUUUUUUACAACAAUGAGAAAUCAUGUACUAGCUGCAUCCUUUUCUAUGCUCUCCCUGCUGGUGAUAAUGGGAGAUACAGACAGCAAAACGGACAGCUCUUUCAUGAUGGACUCGGACCCUCGACGCUGCAUGAGGCACCACUAUGUGGAUUCUAUCAGUCAUCCAUUGUACAAAUGUAGCUCAAAGAUGGUGCUCCUGGCCAGGUGUGAGGGGCUUUGCAGCCAGGCAUCACGCUCCGAGCCCCUGGUGUCUUUCAGCACUGUCCUCAAGCAACCUUUCCGUUCCUCCUGUCACUGCUGCCGGCCCCAGACCUCCAAGCUGAAGGCGUUGAGGCUGCGAUGCUCAGGGGGCAUGCGACUCACUGCCACCUACCGGUACAUUCUCUCCUGUCACUGCGAGGAAUGCAGCUCCUGAGGUCUGCUGCUGAGUGUGGCUUCUGGAUGGGACAACAAUAGACAUGGUUCAACCAGCCAGGGAAGGACUGGCAAGAAAAGAGUUAAGGCAAAAAAACGAUGCAGCAACCCCCACGGGACUCUGCAUAUUCUAGUAAUAAAGACUCUACAUGCUUGUUGACAGAGAGAGAGAUACUCUGGGAACUUGUUUUCAGUUCCCAUUUUUCCCUGGUACAAUUUCUUUUGGUUCCUUUUCAGAUUCAGGCAUUCUCCCCCUUGGCUCUGAACGUUGUUUGGGUUUCCAACAAUUUAGCAUUAGUGGGAAAAAGUGGGCCCCCAUGCAAGAGUGUGUCAGGCUGUCACUGUUGGGUGCAUAUUGGGGAAUGAUUUUCUCUGGAAAGCAGGAAAGCCCAACUUUUCCUGGGACAUCUUCUAUUGGGAUUUUGGAGUUUUAAAAAAUCUUGUCAUUUUGGUCUAAGGGUGCCAUUGCUGCUAAAGGUUACCAAUUUCAAAUUCCAGACACCAAGCAUGUGGAUACGUUUAGCCAGGUUUACUCACAGCCAGCUAACUGACAUUAAAAUAACUAACAAACGGAUUUUCUUAUGCUGGAACUCUUGACAGCUAUAAUUAUUAUUCAAAAAUGACUUUUGAGAAGUAAAGGCGGCAUAAAGAAUUUGUCACCGGAAGGCUGUCUCAGAUAAAUUAUGGUAAAAUUUUGUAAGGGAGCAGACUUUUAAAGACUUGCACAAAUACGGAUCCUGCACUGACUUUGGAAAAGGCAUAUAAGUACUAGUGGCAUGAAGAAUGCACCAUACUCAUGCAUGCAAAUUAGACAAGCAAGUAUGAAUCUAUUUGUGGGUGUGCUAUAUAGCUUUAGCCGUGUCACGGGCAUCAUUCUCUAAUAUCCGCGUGUCCAUGUGAAGCUUGUUGCCAAAAUGGAGGCCUGGCUCAUCUUCUGAACACUUGGUUCAAAUAUGUUUUGGUUCUUGAGGCUCAAAUUUUGAGUUAUUCCCCAUGUUUUGAAAUAAAAAGAG
Molecule: messenger RNA, 2218 nt
Organism: Carlito syrichta (Philippine tarsier)
Lineage: Eukaryota; Metazoa; Chordata; Mammalia; Primates; Tarsiidae
Gene: NDP
Product: NDP, norrin cystine knot growth factor
Exons: 3
Coding region: 805-1206 (133 amino acids)
Biological process (GO): Wnt signaling pathway
Source: RefSeq, a predicted model, not a curated record